UGGUAAGAAGGUAUAAAAAAUAGAGCAUGCUUUAAUUCCAAAGUCCUCAAAUUCUAGCAGAAAUGAGCAGGCUUUACGUUAUAUUUUACUGGUAAUGGAGGGUUGCUUUAGAUUAGAAGGCAAUCAGAAAACUUUUGUUUACUUUGAAAUAAACUGGGAAAGUAGAAUGGUGUUUUCCCUUUUGCUUUCAUUCAUUCUUGGUUUCCUUCUCUCUGUAUUGGAGCCCAAUAUCCUAUUACAAGGAGGAGAGAGAAGGAAGGUGGGAAAAGCACAGGAGGCAAUUAGAUCUGGGACAAUAUUUAAUUGCAUGAGUUCAAUACAGAUGGCAUCCCUUCCUGGAUCAUUAGAAGGUAGAAAGGAGAUGCAUCAAUAGUAAGCAGUAGCAAAGUAGCUGUUUAGGGAGAGCAGUAUUCCCUCAUACCUGGCAUGAGAAUAUAUCAGUUAUCACCCCUAGCAAUUCCAUUUUUUUCAGAAAACAAGAUAACACCAUUGUUUGUUCUUAUGAGGUUUCACUCUUUCAGAAGGAAUGCACGAAGCAUCUGGGAUUCUCCUGGACACAAAGCUCUUGCUGGAAGAAGAAAACAUUUGCCUAGCUGUUAUACCAGAUGAAGCUGUUUCUGAAUCAGGAAACUUGGGUGACCCUCUCAUCAUUUCUCAUCUUGAUUACUGUUGAUCUGCUUUCUUUGGGCUGAUCUUGAAGACUACUCCGCAAUUACAUCUGGUCCAAAAGGCGUAGUUGCCAAUGGUCAGUCCCAGUUCAUGUCCAUCUUGCAGGGACUUCAUUGGUUACCAGAGUGACAAGAACUCUAAAGGUGUUGCUGUGCAUGGACAGAGUUUAAAUCAAACUAUUGAAAAUUAACUGUAGAGGCUGGAAACUGAAGAUGUUUUCCCAUUGUGCUGCGAUUCUUCUACUUGUCUUGCGUGCAGCUGAUUCACAGAGUAAUGAAGUAAAAACGAUUGAGGUCCCUUUAGGAGGCAUGGUAAAUAUCAGCUGUGAAAUUUCAGCUGAGGCUUUGUCAUGGUCCCUGACCUGGUACAAGGAAGGACAAAAUAAAAACUUGCGCAAGAUUGAUGACAAGAACUGGAAAACAGACCAAAAGUGCACCCCACACUUCUGUAAGCUGAUUAUCAACAAUGCGCAAAGGAAUGUAUCUGGUACUUAUACCUGUAUUGCAACAAGUCAGGAAUCUGGAAUACUACCCAUGCACAGCACAAGAGUGAUAAUCACAGAAACUUUGAAGCCAAAUCUUUCUAUCCUUGUGCCAUCCUUCUUGCAGGAUGAACCACUGAAGCAUGAUAUUCCUCUGCUCUGCACCCUUUUCAAUGUUAGCCCUAAUUCAAAUGCUUUCAUUUGGAAUAUUAAUGGAAAAAAAUAUCAGGAUAGGAUGGAUGCUGACAUGAUAGAUGGGAAAGGAGCUUUCAGUAUUUGGAGCUUGAAACUGAUUCCACCAGAGGAUUGGCAGCCUGAAAUGUCUUAUGGUUGUUCAUACCCAGGGGACAUGACGAUGCUGCAGUCUUCACAACAGGAAGUGUCCUCAAACAGGAAGAUUCACAGAUCAAAGAAGCAGAACUAAGUUGGAGAAGGUUAAAUGUGGCUUAGAAGGAUUGAGAGUUUUGUAUAAUAAAUAGAAGAUGGAAAGACUCACAAAGAAGAAAGUGAAUGACAGAAUUUAAAGUUCAACAUGAAGAACAGAAGUGCUUAUGUUAAUAUACAACUUUUCCUUCUAGUAUAUUCCUAUGAUUUAUAAUCCAUAAGCAUAUAUUAUUGACUCAAUUGCAUUUUCCAUAAUCCCAUGAGAAGAGAAGGCACUGCCUUUACUGUAAAGUAGUUUGAACUUUAUUUUAGUAAUUAUCUGUACGUUGGGUGCCUGCCAGUUUUUAUACUAUUCAAAUGUUCCAAGUAUUUCUCCUUUAUUAUAUCCAGAAACAGAGUAACAUGGUGGCCUAGAGGUGAAGCUCUUACUCACAAUGAGGAGGCUGUGAGUUUUAUCCUAGGUAGCAGCAGAUAUUUCUCUCUUUGGGCUCAAUGAGUAAUUGUCUGCUGUGAACUCUGCAUAGGUGUCAGGAAGGGCAUCCAGCCAGUAAACAUUCAAGCUCCAUUCAGUCGCCCCAACUUUAUCCCAAUGCAAGGGAUUACAAAGUCAUUAAAAGAAAACAAAAUAUCCAGUAAUAAUAGUAUAGAAACUAAUACUGUACAUAAACACAGCAUUAUAAAAUUAGUUACACAACUACAGUGAACACUUCCUCUGUGCCACUCAAAUUAGCUUGCAUAAAUAUCCUUUUAUCUUAGCAAAACCCUUAAAAGGUAGCUAGAUCUAGGGAUAAUAGCCUUUCUAGGCCUCUAGCUAGAAAUACAGUUCAGAAGAGGUUCUUUCUUUCCUUAUUUUAGAAAAUAAGGCCUACUUGCAUAUUGUGACUCAAGAUGGCU
Messenger RNA from Pseudonaja textilis, 2428 nucleotides. Lineage: Eukaryota; Metazoa; Chordata; Lepidosauria; Squamata; Elapidae. The record is from RefSeq and is a predicted model, not a curated record.